Molecule: messenger RNA, 1356 nt
Organism: Nomascus leucogenys (northern white-cheeked gibbon)
Lineage: Eukaryota; Metazoa; Chordata; Mammalia; Primates; Hylobatidae
Gene: SLC35B1
Product: solute carrier family 35 member B1
Exons: 9
Coding region: 417-1184 (255 amino acids)
Biological process (GO): UDP-galactose transmembrane transport
Cellular component (GO): endoplasmic reticulum membrane; Golgi membrane
Molecular function (GO): UDP-glucose transmembrane transporter activity; UDP-galactose transmembrane transporter activity
Source: RefSeq, a predicted model, not a curated record
AGCCUGUGACAGGGGUCCUUCUGCCUCUGGACCCGAGCUUUCCUCUUGUCCUCCUGCCCGGCUGUCGCCCUCUUAGCACCCCACUACUUUUGCAGCUAUGGCUGAGCCUACCCAGAAUUCCAGAACUCCAGGUUUAUUUUCUGGAUUCUUCGGACUUGGUUAUUUUCUUUUCUUAGCUGUUUUUCCCCGCUUGGUUUCAAGGGCCUGCGUUUUACAGGCUGAGACUUCUACCCCUCAAACAGGACCCGAGUCGGCCCCCUUUUGGUACUCCCAGAUGCUUGCAAACAACCGAUUCGCUCUCGGCCUUGGUGCCAUAGCCGAAAUACCGUCUCUUCCUGCCUGGGAACAAGAGGAAAGUAUGGGGAAGGAGCCAAGCAGGAGACGUUCACCUUUGCCUUAACUUUGGUCUUCAUUCAAUGUGUGAUCAAUGCUGUGUUUGCCAAGAUCUGGUGGAUCGUACCCGGAGCUGGCUCUAUGCUGCCUGUUCUAUCUCCUAUCUGGGUGCCAUGGUCUCCAGCAACUCAGCACUACAGUUUGUCAACUACCCAACUCAGGUCCUUGGUAAAUCCUGCAAGCCAAUCCCAGUCAUGCUCCUUGGGGUGACCCUCUUGAAGAAGAAGUACCCGUUGGCUAAGUACCUGUGUGUGCUGUUAAUUGUGGCUGGAGUGGCCCUUUUCAUGUACAAACCCAAGAAAGUUGUUGGGAUAGAAGAACACACAGUUGGCUAUGGAGAGCUACUCUUGCUAUUAUCGCUGACCCUGGAUGGACUGACUGGUGUUUCCCAGGACCACAUGCGGGCUCAUUACCAAACAGGCUCCAACCACAUGAUGCUGAACAUCAACCUUUGGUCGACAUUGCUGCUGGGAAUGGGAAUCCUGUUCACUGGGGAGCUCUGGGAGUUCCUGAGCUUUGCUGAAAGAUACCCUGCCAUCAUCUAUAACAUCCUGCUCUUUGGACUGACCAGUGCCCUGGGUCAGAGCUUCAUCUUUAUGACGGUUGUGUAUUUUGGUCCCCUGACCUGCUCCAUCAUCACUACAACUCGAAAGUUCUUCACAAUUUUGGCCUCUGUGAUCCUCUUCGCCAAUCCCAUCAGCCCCAUGCAGUGGGUGGGCACUGUGCUUGUGUUCCUGGGUCUUGGUCUUGAUGCCAAGUUUGGGAAAGGAGCUAAGAAGACAUCCCACUAGGAAGAGAGAGACUACCUCCACAUCAAGAAUAUUUAAGUUAUUAUCUCAAACAGUGACAUCUCUUGGGAAAAUGGACUCAAUAGGAAUAUGGGACUGAGUUCCACUCUUUUUUAAAAAAAUAAAAUCAAGCAAAAUCACAUAUUCUAAAAAAUGCACUUGAAUUUUAACAAGA